Paramecium sonneborni is the source of this 472-nucleotide messenger RNA. NCBI's taxonomy places the organism in Eukaryota, Ciliophora, Oligohymenophorea, Peniculida, Parameciidae. The record is from the annotation of a GenBank genome assembly.
AAUGCUUGAUAAUUGGUACAUUUCUUACCUUUAUUAAAUAGUGAUUCUAUUAGAAAGGGUUUGUUAUAUACUCCAACAAUGGGAGAACACAUUGAAGAUGAAGUAGUGGUAUCUUUUGAACAGAAACGAGGAAUCAAUUAUCAACAUGAAUAUAUGAGACUCUACAUUGCAAAUGUAGUUUUGACUUAAUAACUUAAAGAGCUUCUUCAAGAGAAAGGUGAUUUAAUUUCUAAAAUCAAUAGAUUAGAAGUAUCUAUUUAUCCAUAUUAUUAUCUAGGAAUCAGAAAUUUGCAAAACUAAUUCUAGAAAGCAAGACUAUGAAGAAUUAAAAAAAAUAGAGUAACCCUGUAAAAAAUAAAUAGGUAUCUCUUUCAUAUUUAUCAUUAGUGUAGAGGGUUCAACUAAACAUCAUGAUGAAAAUGUUGUUCACAAUCAUCAAUAUUAAACUCGAAAAUUAAUUAAAAAAAAUUGA